Trachymyrmex septentrionalis is the source of this 5062-nucleotide messenger RNA. RefSeq names its product dual specificity tyrosine-phosphorylation-regulated kinase mbk-2-like. Gene Ontology annotation, biological process: peptidyl-threonine phosphorylation; peptidyl-serine phosphorylation. The transcript is spliced from 2 exons. The record is from RefSeq and is a predicted model, not a curated record. Bases 943 to 3765 code for a protein of 940 amino acids. Gene Ontology annotation, molecular function: protein serine/threonine/tyrosine kinase activity; ATP binding; protein serine/threonine kinase activity. NCBI's taxonomy places the organism in Eukaryota, Metazoa, Arthropoda, Insecta, Hymenoptera, Formicidae. Gene Ontology annotation, cellular component: nucleus.
CAGCAGCAACAGCGGCGGUGGCGGCGACGCGGCGACAGCGACCGCGGCCUCGACGGCGAAGUCGUCAAACUCGCGGCGGCGGCGGCAGCGGCGGCAGCCCGGUGCCAAUAACCUUCCGCACGGAGAGCACGAGCGAGCGAGCGAGAGUGUCGGGAGACUUUUGGUUAAGCCCCGCUUCUACGCGCGGCGAUGAUGCGCUCGCCCUCGUCGCGCGCGACAGAUCGUAAAAUUAGAAGACGUUCGAGGCGACGUCGCGAUCGCCUUUUGCGGUGCCGAUUUUGCGACGAUUGCGACGGUACUCGACGGCCGAGAGUCUCCACGGGUGGUGUGAUGACAGUGCGCGUCGCGAGAGUGCGGCUCCGUAGUUUCUCCCGCUGUGCGCGAGUGCCCCGGAAUUUGUGAGUUCGCGUCAAGCCCGGGAUCACCGACCGAUCACCCGAAGAGAGAAGGUAGGAGGUCGACCGACGAUCAUCGCUUGCUCGUCGAAGAAACAGCGUGAUUCGCAACUCGUCGGCAAAGUGUGCCCCUUCUAGUCCGCUGCAUUUACGAGGGCCGUCGUUUUUUCCGCGGUCCCUGGAGAUAAUACAAUUAGUGGAAUUAUCCUUUCUCGAGAAAAGGGCUUCUUCCUCGAUUUCGCUUCGAUUUCUUCAACUGGAGGAGAGAGGUCGGCGGGAGGUCGCUGUUCGUUAGUCCGAAUUUCAAUUCGUCCCGCAGUUCGGCCCGCAGUCAUCCUGGAUCCUCGCCUCCAAGUCAUCGUCGUCUUAACGGAGAGGCAUGUCUCCCGUAACAUCCGGACUGUCCUUCGCGUCCGGCGCGAACGCGAGGAUCACGCGCGUGACGCCAGAACACACGGAGAGACGCUGAUCGCGCGCCACGUGGAUACUUCUCGGUGGCGAACCUCGACGAGGACAGACAGGACGGACGUGAAACAAAUGGGCACCAAUGACUAGCUUGGCCCUAUCGGCGGCGGCAAGCAGGAUCGAGAUGCCCCUCUCCAAAACGAAUCCGUUCGUGCAGGCGGGCGCGAUCUCGACACAGCCGUACAUCUCAAGCAGCGAGAGCAGCAACCACCUGCCGCCGAUCAUCAAGGGUACCGGGUUGACCGGCUUGAAGCAGACCGGCGGUGGCGGUGGCGGCGGUGGUGGAGGAGGUGGAGGUGGCGGUGGCGGUGGCGGUGGCGACGAGUCGGUGCCUUACGUGGGUUACCAGAAAUUACCGUGGAAAGGCGAGAGUUACGGUCUGAGUAACUGGCCGGUGAAUUAUAGUUUCAGUCACAAUUCGCAUUCGCAACCCAACAGCCAGUCGAGCAGUCCAGUGGUGAGAAACGGUCGUUCCGAUGGCAAUUCUAACAGCGGAGCUGGCCGUGGUGGUGGAGGCGGAGGAGGAGGCGGUGGCGGCGGUGGAGGAGGCGGCGGAGGCGGCGGCGGCGGCGGAAGUGACAACGGAGGAGGCGUUGGUGGUGGCGGAAGCGGCGGCGGCGGCGGUGGAAGCGGCGGUGGUGUCGGCAACAAUAGUAUCGUCAGCGUGAAACCGAAGACGGCGACCAUCACGCCGGAGAUGGUAAUGAAGCUUUACAUGAACAAGCUAACGCCGUACGAGCAUCACGAGAUCUUCAACUACCAGCAAAUCUACUUCAUCGGCGCGAACGCGAAGAAACGGCCCGGUAUCAUCGGCCGGCCGAAUAACAACGAGUACGACAACGAACAGGGCUCGUACAUUCACGUACCGCACGACCACGUGGCUUAUCGGUACGAGGUUCUCCGCGUAAUCGGCAAAGGCUCCUUCGGUCAAGUGGUCAAGGCCUACGAUCACAAAACGCACGAGCACGUGGCAUUGAAGAUGGUGCGGAACGAAAAGCGCUUCCACCGUCAGGCGCACGAGGAGAUACGUAUACUGCGCAAGCUGCGCGAGCAGGACAAGGACAACACCAUGAACAUCAUCCAUAUGUUCGACUCGUUCACCUUCCGCUGCCACAUGUGCAUCACGUUCGAGCUCCUCAGUAUCAACCUGUACGAGCUCAUCAAGAAGAACAACUUCAAGGGCUUCAGCCUCCAGCUUGUGCGCAAGUUCUCGCACUCGCUGCUUCUCUGCCUCGACGCGCUCUACAAGAAUAAGAUUAUACACUGUGACAUGAAGCCGGAGAAUGUCUUACUCAAGCAGCAGGGCCGAAGCGGCAUUAAGGUGAUAGAUUUCGGUUCCAGUUGCUACGAGAAUCAACGGGUAUACACUUACAUUCAGAGCCGCUUCUACCGCGCACCGGAAGUGAUAUUGGGCGCGAGAUAUGGGAUGCCGAUCGACAUGUGGAGCCUCGGCUGCAUUCUGGCAGAGUUGUUCACCGGUUUUCCGCUGCUACCGGGCGAAGACGAGGCGGACCAGCUGGCGUGCAUCAUCGAGAUGCUAGGCAUGCCGCCGCAACGAUUGCUGCAAAACUCGAAACGGUCGCGUCAGUUCAUCAGCUCGAAGGGCUACCCGAAGUACUGCACCGCGACGGCAAUGCCGGACGGUACGACAGUGCUAAGCGGGGGUCUCUCGAGACGAGGGAAGCUGCGCGGCCCGCCGGGCUCGCACGAUCUCGAGCGCGCCCUGAAGGGUUGCGACGAUGUGCUGUUCCUGGACUUUCUCAGACGUUGCCUCGUGUGGGAGCCGGAAUGCCGAAUGACACCGAACAAAGCGUUAAGGCAUCCGUGGCUACGCCGUCGAUUACCGAGGCCACCGGGCGACAAGAACGACACGCUACCGGCGGUGACAUCGGCGCAACCCGCGACCACCGGCGGUGGCGGCGGCGGCGGCGGCGGCGGCGGUCCGACUCUGAGAACAUCCGCAUCCGGUAGCAGGAGUUCCAGCAAGACUAACAGUCUGCAGAGUAGCAAUAACACCAGCGACGACAUCUCGACGAGCAAAACAACGGGCCAGACGAGAGGGAACCGUUUAGUGGAGGACAUGGUGUCGGCUUAUGCGGGUUACUCGUACAACACGUCCCAAUUACACGGCGGUACUUGGGGCACAACGGGGGGAUUGAGCAGCGGCCACCAAUCACUGAACUCCAUUAGCGGGACUGGUGGCGGCGGUGGCGGUGGCGGUGGCGGUGGCGGCGGCGGCGGUGGCGGCAGGAGCUCCUCUAGCAAGACCAACAGUUUGCAGGGCGGCAAUAACACCAGUGACGACAUCUCUGCGAACAAGACGACAGGUCAGCAAAGGGGAGGUAACCGUUUGGUCGAAGACGUGGUGUCCGCUUACGCGGGUUACUCGUCAGCGUACGGCGCGUCCCAGCUGCACGGCAGUACCUGGGGCACGACCGGGGGACUGAGCAGCGGUCACCAGUCGCUGAAUUCCGUCAGUAGCAGGAGUUCCAGUAAGACGAACAAUCAGUUGCAGAGCGGUAACAAUGCGUCGAGCGGCGAUCUUUCCGCGAGCAAGACCGAACGUCAGCAGCAGAGAGAGCGCACAAGCGAGUUGCCGGUGACGAUUUUCGAUCCCUACCCACUCGGGUCUUACGGUUGUCUGUCCGAGUCCCAGUUGCACAGUAGUCAUCGAUCGAAUCAGAGUAGCAGCCAUCAGUCGCUGAAUUCUGUCGACGGUGCGACGACCGGCAAGUCGCAGCGCGCUCGCCAGACGCAGCACCAGACGCAGCAGCAACAGCAACAUAAUAACAAUGGCGCGUCGCACGACAGUUACGGCUCUCACGGCUCCUCGAGCAGCUCCAGCCGGUUGGUACUCUCGUUUCAGCCGGGGAUCCAGGAGAUCCUCGAGGAGUUGAGACGAUAGGUCAAGACGUAGGACGCCAGUCGCGUCCUCCUUUUCUCCUCCCUUCGGCUCGCUCGCUCGCUCGCUCGUUGCCGUUCCUAGGCAUUGCUACUGACCAGCGUUUCGUCGACCACGAAACGGUCGCAUAACGUAAAGAUAAGGACGAUCCGAUCCCGGUCACCUAAUAAACGUGAAACUCGGCUGUGUCUCGCUGCCUGUCGUUCGAGCGACGUUCUGAGCUGCGCCGCCUCGACUUGACGUCGAAGAAGGUUACUUGCGGUCGGAAGGUUGGGUGGCUGUCUUAUCAUCGAUCUCGGAUACCGCUGUGAUUCACGCGUCGCUUUUCUACGGUUGCCAUGGCUGAUUGUAGAUGAGGCUUGAAUCGGUUAUAAAAAGGUUGAUGAAAAGAAGCGAGUUAUAUUUUCUACGAAAUACGCCGUUUUGUAGGUUGGAGGUAGAGCGUUCGUCUCUUAAAAUUAAAAAGCGAACAUGUAACGUUAUCGAUGGAAUUGAAGAGAAGUUGUUCGAGAGUAAUCGAGUCUAAAAAAAAAAAAAAAAAAAACAGCGAAGGAAGGCUUAUUUUCGCGGAUUCGUCACCAAUGUUAUAACUGAUUUCAUGCCUCACGCCUAGCCUAGGUCGCUACAAGAUCGAUCGCGCGAUAAACCUCGAAAUAUCAUACCUUCAGCCACGGCGACAUCGCCUCGCGUUGCUCUCUGGUCUCCGCUCGUUUCGGGAUUCAUUCCUGUUGCCAUUGCCUCCGCCGUGGAAAUAUGCGGUCGGCUUUUCAAUAAGAGGCGAAUUUUUCUGCUAUGACAAUACCUUAAGAACUCUAGCGAAGCGUCAGAAAUCCGCGUAAAUAGGUAUAGAACGAUACAGCACGCGCGAUUGUGCGUCUUAAAACACUCGCCGUCGAGUCCUUUGCGGAACGUACAAUCAUGGGAGGACUCAAAGGACCCUUUUCUUCUUCUCGGAACGUGCCGGAAAUCGUGAGGACGAUCUCGACACUCGACACAACGCGACUAUAUGAGCCACUCAUUCACCGCUCGGUUGGGUUUCGCCCUUUGUAAAAUUGGACUUAACAUUUUAUUCAAGACGAACGAUGAAACAUGAAAUCCAAUUUUUCAGAUCUGUGUAACAAAUCGGCUGGGAUUGACGAGGAUAAGUAUAGGAAUGCAUGUAAAUACUGUCAGCUUUGUCGCGAUGCAUAAUACGAAUCAUUUAUCCUUCCUCGUUGGCGCGACAUAUUUUCUCCAACACAAUUCGAUUUCACCGGAGAUGAGACGACGGGCCGUGUCGGAUUAAUCGCAAACAGAAGUC